Molecule: messenger RNA, 651 nt
Organism: Clonostachys rhizophaga
Lineage: Eukaryota; Fungi; Ascomycota; Sordariomycetes; Hypocreales; Bionectriaceae
Source: the annotation of a GenBank genome assembly
AUGUCGGUGUCUUUUCAACAUCCUUUCCAAGAGAUCCAAUUCGACCUCUUCGAGUGGUAUCCAAAAUUCCAAUCUUGCCUCGCUUACUUUAUCGACCAUGCCCAGCACACCGGCCCCGUGCAGACGGUAGCUGCAUACGUCAAUAUCAAGCUCCCCUACCAGAAAGCACAACAGGCGCCAGCACCAGGCCAAACCCCCCAACCCACCUGGAACAGAAACCCGUCCGUGGAGCAGUCGUCUUCACAGCCGGAGGCUCACCAGACCCAGAUAGCAUUCCUCAUCCCCUAUGUCCGUCGUCUUGUCGCCACUUCCUUCGACUCCCCAACGGUGUUGAAUGGGUUUUUUGGGGACGAAUGGGAGGCAGGCAUCGGCCCCAUUCACGAAUCCGAGCGUCGGAACUAUUUGUUCGCGGCGAAAUCCGACACUUGGCUUUCGGUCAAGUCCCACUACGACAUGGAGGACGGCCAAUUGAUACCCUUUCUUCGCCCACUCCAGAACGUGACAGUAGAGGAAAUCGAGGCCGCUGAGGCUAACUGGAGCGAGUGGCUCGCCAUGCAGGAUUGGAUGCUUGGGCCCAGAGCCCCGACCGUGGACGCCACCAACCCAGGGUCCUCGGCUCGGGGUGCAAACGCGAGGAGGGGGCGGGCUUGA